Hemicordylus capensis (graceful crag lizard) is the source of this 1513-nucleotide messenger RNA. Its product is annotated as zinc finger and SCAN domain-containing protein 9-like. The record is from RefSeq and is a predicted model, not a curated record. NCBI's taxonomy places the organism in Eukaryota, Metazoa, Chordata, Lepidosauria, Squamata, Cordylidae. Bases 841 to 1410 code for a protein of 189 amino acids. The transcript has 5 exons.
CGGUGAGACGCAAGGCUGGCUAUGCAAGCAGGGACUUCCCGUCCGGUCUGGCUUUUCUCGCAGCAGCAGCUUCUUGGGGGGAGAAUCUGGAAUCCGUACUGCUGGGCGUGAUGGACCAGUCAUCUCACUCAGGAUAAGACACUGUUGAAAUCCAUAAAUAGGGGAAUCCUGCAUCCCAGCAAGCAUGAAUAAGGGGAUUGCACAGAAAGGCUCUUGAUUGUAAAAUGAUGGAGAACAAUGGACAUUUGAGUGUUCCAGACUGGAGACCCAUCCUGUGCUUCACCCAUCCUGCAGCUGUUUCAUUGGUUACUAGUCCGCUUCUGGGCUCAAUUCAAGGUGCUGGUCUUGACCCUUAAAGCUCUACAUGACUUGGGGCAGGGGUACCUGUCGGACCACAUUCACUCCUAUGAAUCUGCCAGAACCCUCUAUUCAUGGUCUCAGGCCUGGCUCAUGGCCCCACCACUAACAGAGAACUGAUUGGCAGGUACUAGAGACAGGGCCUUUUGGGUUGUGGCCCCUCGGCCUUGGAACAGCCUCCAUGAAGAACUUCGCCAUGCUACCUCCCUCAGUGCUUUUAAAAACAACUAAAGACACACGUUUUUAAGGAGGCUUUUAAAUGCUCUAUCUUUGGUUCUAUCUGGGAAAAGCUGGACUUUGAAAGUGAAUUAUAUGCUUGUCUGGAAACAACAAUAACUUUCAGUGCCACCAGCAAAUUUACCUUGGGGUUGUGUGACUAAGAGGUGGAUUCAUCCCCUUCUUCUUGGCCUGGGCAGCAAAGUAGCAUUAGAGGAAGAAGAGCUUUUGGGUGUGUUUGGAGCUUAAGCUGAGCUCAGAGAGACCAUGGAUGUGCCAAGCCCAGCAAAGAGUGGAUCAGGGAAGGGAACAGAAAAAGGCCCUCCAGCCAUCCAGUCUGGCAAUGAUAAGGGAUUCUGGGAAAGAACUGUGCAGAAGAUCCUGGGAGGAGACAGCACCAGCUCAGAUGUCCAGGUCAGGAGAUUCAGACGGUUCGUCUACCAGGAAGUUGAAGGGCCCCGAGAGAACUGCAGCCGACUCCACCACCUUUGCCAGCAGUGGCUGGAGCCAGAGAGACACACGAAAGCUCAGAUGCUGGACCUCGUGAUCCUGGAGCAGUUCCUGGCCAUCCUGCCCCCAGAGAUGGAGAGCUGGGUGAGAGAAUGUGGAGCGGAGACCAGUUCGCAGGCGGUGGCCCUGUCAGAAGGUUUCCUCCUGAGCCAGGCAGAGGAGAAGAAGCAGGAAGAGCAGCAGACAGAUGGGAUGUUAGCCAAAGCAGCCCCGGAACUCCCAGAGUUUGAGAUGGUGCCGUUGGUGACCCGGCAGAAGCUGCUGUUCAGGGGGAUCAUGCCAGAGAGUGACGGAGGCGCCAUGGCACUGGGAGUCUGUGAGCUUUGAGGAGGUGGCUGUGUGUUUCUCCGAAGAGGAGGAGGCUCUGCUGGAUCCAGGCCAAAGGGCUCUGCACAGGGAAGUCCUGGAAGAGAUUUCUGGGCAUCUGGCC